Podospora pseudopauciseta is the source of this 1680-nucleotide messenger RNA. RefSeq lists its product as uncharacterized. The record is from RefSeq and is a predicted model, not a curated record. The transcript is spliced from 2 exons. Bases 1 to 1680 code for a protein of 559 amino acids. Lineage: Eukaryota; Fungi; Ascomycota; Sordariomycetes; Sordariales; Podosporaceae.
AUGUCGACCCAAUUAAAGGAACUACGGCUGCCACAGCUGGUGGAGGAGAGGAGGAAACACGAGCUUCAGCAGCAGCAACUACACCACCAGCUCCCACCACCAUGUCUUGACGAAGAGCAGCACGCUCAGCUGUUCUUCACCUUCAACUCGGCCUCAUCAUCGUCCGACUUCGCUCUGCCGUCACCUGUCACGCCAACCUUUUCGCGCUCCAGCCAGCAAGCCAGGUUCUCCAGCUCGUCAUCGUCUCUCGAAACCACCGACAGCCCGGCUUCGCCCUCCCACCCCAUACAUGUCAUCAAGUCGCCUACCAAACUGCCACUGCCGGAUGUUCAGGAGGACCCAUCAGAGAGGGAGGACGACGACGCGGCCUUCAUUGUGUCCGAGUAUGGGGACACUGAAUUCCCUACCUGGUCCUACUGCUUGUGUGAUGCUGGAUGUUCAUGCGAUUACAAUAACGACACCAGGAAAGGUAGAAGCACCCAUCCCUACUCGAGACCUGGAUCAGACUACGACCUGGGGUCGCUGAGCGACGGUGAUUUCAACGGAAGCCCACGGUCUAGGAAAAGGCGCGUCGGAUCCGAUGCAGGGAUUGCGAGCUGGGGGACCAGGCUUGGUUCAAGAUUGACAAGCCUGCCGCGUUGGAGAUCGGCAUCCGUGUCCAGGCGUGCCAACCUGGCGUUUUCACCCGCAUCUGAUCCAGCUCUUGCAGAACAACGAAGGCCCAGCUUCUCUCAUGCCGCCUCGAGCAGAUCGUCAUCCGUCUCUGUGCCGGCCAUGGCCCGCGUCCCCGAGUCUGUUCCCGCAACGCCUGCGCUAUCAUUCUACGAGAGCACCGACAGUAUUGUACCGACUUCUCCCCUUGAUAUCCAGCCAGCGGCCAUGGGAAAAAGUCUGGAGCGGGACCGAUCCAUGGCCACCACCCCUCUUCUCCCACCUCUGAUGAUGGAGAAGGCCGGUCACCAAACCCAACCGCAGUCGCUUCAGACGUCGCCUUUGCAGUCGCCCGCAGUGGUGCCCUCCCCGAUACCCGAGUUUCCAGUGCAGGCGCCCUACCCGACACCUCCCCUCAGCACAAAGGCGUCUUUCACCUCUCUCCGCCGAGGAACUGUGUCGAGCAUCUUCAGCGACCUUCCUUCUCCCGUGGUGAUGACUCCCACCAUACUUGUGGAGCAGCAGCCAGAUGCAUGGUCGGACCGUCUGGGACAUGCAAACUUCACCAUUGACCCAAAGCCAUAUGUUCCCGAGAAGGCGGAUCUGGCCACCUUUCAAGCAUUCUGUUCAGACUGGAACCUGGCCAGGACCAAUUACGCAAAGCAUCUCGGGCGGACCGGAGAACACUACGGCACCACCUCCAAGACGUACACCCUCACCGAGGCCAAGUGGGCCGACAUUGAGAGGGAGUGGCAGCAGGCGGAGCAAGCCUUGAUCCAGAGGGUGGGUCAGUCUGGGAACGGCAACCCUUCCAUUAUCUCGCAUUUGCGACGGACGGCCGAAGAAAUGGUUCCGUGUGGAAUUCCCCAAAUCCAGAAUAAUGACGGCAAGUUUCCGGCACUAGGAGAUUCCGAGAUUGUGGGGCCCAUGGCACGCGAUGCUGUCAUGGUCCGCGACGGACACGACGAGAAGAGGAGCGCCUCGAUCUGGUUGAAGAAUUUGGCCGAGAAGGUUGGCCUGAGAAAGUAA